Meleagris gallopavo (turkey) is the source of this 1581-nucleotide messenger RNA. The record is from RefSeq and is a predicted model, not a curated record. NCBI's taxonomy places the organism in Eukaryota, Metazoa, Chordata, Aves, Galliformes, Phasianidae.
GCGGAGGGAUCUGAGGGUGCGAUGUGUCGAUCGCGGCUUCCGGGGGGGCCGCUUCUACAACUGCAAGAUGCAGGUGGAGGAUCUCCUGUCCGCAGACAGCUGCGUGUGUCGCACCGACGAUGGCCGCCUGGUGGAGGGGCUGCAGGAGGAGAUGCUGGAGACGGUGAUCCCUCGCGGCCCCAACGACCGCGUGAUGGUGGUGCUGGGCGAGCAGCGCGGCCAGGUGGGCCGCAUCCUGGAGCGCGACCCCGAGCGCGGGAGGGCGGUGGUGCAGCUGGCGGGGGGGGGUCCUGGAGCUGGGCUACGACUCCCUCUGCCAUUACCUGGGGGGGGAGGACGACGACUGACGGAGCCCCAAAAUCGCCUCUUUUCACCCCAAAAUCCACGCCGUGGAAAUAAAGCGGCGUCCCCACGGUUGGGAUUGGAGAAAACGGCGCCUUCAGGCCCCAAAAUGGCUUUUUGUGUGUGCGAAUCGCCUCUUUGAGCCCCAAAAUCGCUGCUUCUGACCACAAAACUGCUCUUUUCACUCCCAAAAUGACCUUUUUCAGUCCCCAAAUUGCCCGGUUUAGUCCAAAAAUCACCUUCUCUGACCCCAAAACCACUGCAUUCUGUCUGAAAAUCAGUCUGACCCCAAAAUCACCCUUUCUGACCUCAAAAUGGCCCUUCUUAGUCCACAAGUCGCUUUCUCUGACCCCAAAGCCACUUUUUUUGACAUCAAAUCGCCCCGUUUGACCUCAAAAUCGCACUUUUUAGUCCCCAAUUUGCUUUCUCUGACUCCAGAAUUGCCCCUUCUUGUCCCAAAAUCACCUUUUCUGACCCCAAAAUCACUUCACCCUAAAGUGGCCCUUUUUAGUCCCAAAAUCAUGUCUCACUCAGAAACUGUCACUUUUUGUACAAAAUUCGUCACUUCUGACCCCGAAAUUGCUCUUCUUAGUCCUCAAAUCACCUUUUCUGACCCCAAAAAUGCCACUUUUUGUCCCCAGAUCCCAAACGCUUCACUUCCGGUGCGUUACUAGGGUCGCUGCAUUUCACUUCCGGCACGUUGCUAAGGAAAACGGACCUCUUUCCGGUGCCGGAACUUUGUUAGGUAGAUGCCACCUCAUUUCCGGUCUAAGCGAUAAGUUGCUAUGGAGAAAUCAACUCACUUCCGGUUGUUCUUGCGUGUUGCUAUGGGCUGCCGUUUCUCACUUCCGUCGCGUUGCUAUGGAGAUGUCGUUCUACUUAUUGGUCCCCCCCCUCUUUUCCCUCUCUUCUGGAGCGUUGCUAGGGUGACGCAGCCUCACUUCCGGCUUUCCAAAUAUGGCGGCCAGUUGGUGUUGCUUUGCCGGAAGUCAUCCUCCAGCUGACAGGAAGUUUUCUCUAGCCGCGUCGUCUAGCAGGGACUCUAUGGUGUAACCGGGACCGGAGAGCUCCGGAGGGGUGAAGAAGCCCCAAAAGACCCCAAAAAAGGACAGAUUGGGUCGGGGGGUCUCGGGGACAGCCCCCCCCCGUGCCCGCCCGCCGCCAUGGCGCAGGGCCGCGGGGUCAACAGUCUGCGCUUCAACCAGGACCAGAGUGAGUGCGGGCGGCCCCGAAAUCGCC